AUGGUCGGCACCGGCCUUCCUGCCUGGGACCCGGCAGCCUUCACCAACGUGCUGGCGGCUGCGGGUAGGGCACGCAGGUGGCAGCAGGGCUUAGCUGCACUCCAGCUUGCGAAUCGAGAGGGAAGGACAAAUGUCAUCCACUUCAACGUGAUCCUUCGGAGUUGCCAGCAGGCGGAAGUUUGGGAAGCAGGCCUGAGUUUGCUUGGAAGCCUUCCCACGACCCGCAUCGACUCGGACGAGCUCACCUGGACCGCGGUGAUCACCAGUCUCAAGGCGGAUUGGAGACGUUCUUCACACCUUUUGCAGGUCGCCGUCCGACGCCAAACCGUGGACACCGUGACCUUCAGUGCCGCGGCCUCCGGCUUCGAAAGUGGCGGCCUUUGGCCUCGCUCCAUGGCUUUGCUUUCCGACGCCCGAAUUCGACGGGGGCUGCUGGAUGCUGUACUGGUCGGUACGGCCGCCAGCGCCUGCGACAAGGGUGGUGCAUGGGCGCAGUCCCUAGCACUUCUCAUCAGGGCCAGCGCCGGCCACGUAAGGUUGAGCGAUGUGUGCUUCAGUGCAUCAACGAGUGCGAGCUGUCGAUCUGGGCAGUGGGACGUUGCCCUGGGCCUGCUCUUGGAUUCUGUCUGGAAGGGCUUUCAGACGUCCGUGAUCAUUCUGAACUCCGCGGAAAGCGGUGUGGCGAAGGUCGGUUCAUGGUUGCGGGCUUUGUCUCUUCUGAGGACCUUCUCCAGCUGCCGCUUGGAGCCGGACACUGUGAGCCACAACGCCUGUCUCACUUCGCUAAAGCUGAGGGCUCGCUGGGAGAAGGCAUCGGCACUGCUCUCGGCCAUGGGGCAGAGCGCUGUGCCCGCGGGAGAUGUGAGCGUCAACGCAGCCCUGGCCGUCCUUGGGGAAGCAGGUCGCUGGCCUCUCGCUUUGACCUUGCUGCAGCACCCGCAGGCGAUGCUUUCCACGGACGGAAUCCGCUUGAGGGAGUCCUUGUCAAUCUGCAAGCAGGCUUCUUUCUGGGACUUGGCGCUCGACCUCCUGAAGUGGCAGGCCACCGCGCGGCUGCAGCCCAGCGCAGCUGGAAUCUGCAGUGUAGCACGUGCUUGUGAGCGUGCACGGCGGUGGCAGCAGAGCUUGCGGGUGUCACACUACCUUGUGGCUGAUGGCCAACGCAUCCUCACCACUGCGCAAGUGGCAGUCCUGUCGGCUGAGGAGCUGGUGCAAUCUGUGUGGCUUGGUGCGCAGCAGCUGCGCUGGGAUGACGACUGGCUGCCUGUGUCAGAGGCGCUUGCAUCGAAGCUAGGAGAGCUACCUUUGGAAGACCUGGCAACGGCCCUGUGGUCCUUCGGUUCCUUGGCAGCCGCUACACCCCGCUUCCUGCAGGCAGCUGCAAACGAGGCCGUUUGGAGGCUUCAAGGUGGUGCAUCGGCUUCUCCGAGAACUCUUGCAGAUCUUGCGUGGGGCUUUGCCACCCUCGGCUUUCCAGCGCCCCAGCUCAUGGAGCUGCUGCAACAGAGGCUGGUGAGGUGGGGCGCAGAGGACUAUGCAGGCUCGAAUAUCUCGAACUCCGAGCGCACCCAGUUCAUAAGCAAAGCGCAGGUUGUCGUUUGGGCGUCGCACCGCAUGAGUUCGUUACACGAGGCCACCUUCCUGCACCUCCAAGCAGUGUUUGGGAGUGAGGCCCUCAGCCUGUCCGCUUGGCUCCGGGCUCGGGUUUGA
Messenger RNA from Symbiodinium natans, 1710 nucleotides. Lineage: Eukaryota; Dinophyceae; Suessiales; Symbiodiniaceae. The record is from the annotation of a GenBank genome assembly.